This is a messenger RNA of Rhopalosiphum maidis (corn leaf aphid), 774 nucleotides long. Its product is annotated as piggyBac transposable element-derived protein 4-like. NCBI's taxonomy places the organism in Eukaryota, Metazoa, Arthropoda, Insecta, Hemiptera, Aphididae. The transcript is spliced from 2 exons. Bases 1 to 774 code for a protein of 257 amino acids. The record is from RefSeq and is a predicted model, not a curated record.
AUGUAUAAAGGUAAAAAUACGUCAUUAACAGUUAUUGAACCUAACCUUGAAGUGUUACGUUAUCAAAUUUAUUGCUUGAAAAAAACUCACUCGAUGGGAACAUUAAGAAGCAAUCACAAAAGAAAUUCCAAGGAAGUGACUGCCAAAAAAUUAAAACGUGGUAAAUAUGUAUGGAGACGCAAUAAAAAUGUGUAUGUGUCAAAGUGGAAAGACAAAAGAGACGGGCUCUGUAUUACAACUAAAAAUCACCCGAAAAUCGUAUCCACAACAAAUAGAUAUGGUCUCGUAAAAAAUAAACCAAUAGAGAUGAAGGACUACAAUGAUUUUAUAAGUGGUAUAGAUCAUUCAGAUCAGAUGGUAAGCUAUUACUUGUGUCCCAGUAAAACCACUAGAUGGUAUAAAAAGGUGCUAUUUCAUUUGCUCAAUAUAUCCACCUGGAAUUCAUAUUUUAUUUUUAACAAAAAGUUUGGUGUAAGAAACAUUACCUUUAAGCGAUUCCGUGAUUUACUCAUCAAAAAUUUAAUUGGUCUUCCAAUAAAAACUACUGCAGCAGAACUUUUCAAAGACAAAAAAAGCAAAAAUGCAGCACCCGAAAAUAAUCAUUACUCAAAAAAAAUACCUCGUCCGCCAAAUUUUAAAAGAGAAACAUACUUCAAAAACUGUAAGCAGUGCUGUAAGACGAAAAUAAGAAAACAAAUAUCAUUCCAAUGUAAAAGUUGUGGUAAACCUUUAUGCCCUGGUAAGUGUUUCGAAGAAUGGCACAAAAUUAUAUAA